Dentiscutata erythropus is the source of this 228-nucleotide messenger RNA. NCBI's taxonomy places the organism in Eukaryota, Fungi, Glomeromycota, Glomeromycetes, Diversisporales, Gigasporaceae. The record is from the annotation of a GenBank genome assembly.
AUGGCAGACACCAAUCAUGAUAAUGCCUCUAGCAACAACAGACAAUGCCACCAAGACACCACAAAGUUGAUACUGAGAUUUGAUAUCUGGAAAGAAAAUGAGAAGUUAGAUAUGCAGCAAAAGAGAACACCAGAGACAACAGAAAGCAAAUUAAACAACGAAAUCUAUCCCAAAGGCGAUACCGCACUUAAUCGACUAGAAAGAAAAAUGAGCUGGUUAGAUAUGUAG